Messenger RNA from Pestalotiopsis fici W106-1, 1443 nucleotides. RefSeq lists its product as uncharacterized. The record is from RefSeq and is a predicted model, not a curated record. The coding region runs from base 1 to 1443 and encodes 480 amino acids. The transcript is spliced from 2 exons. Gene Ontology annotation, molecular function: monooxygenase activity; oxidoreductase activity, acting on paired donors, with incorporation or reduction of molecular oxygen. NCBI's taxonomy places the organism in Eukaryota, Fungi, Ascomycota, Sordariomycetes, Amphisphaeriales, Sporocadaceae.
AUGCAUCAUCCUUCAAAACAGAUCAAACUGUGUUUCUUUGAAACAGCAUGUACAGGGAAUCAUUUGAGCCCCGGACAAUGGAGGGACCCAAAUGAUAACUCGCGCUCGAAAGACCGGAUUGAGUAUUGGCAAAACGUGGCACGACUCGCUGAAAAGGGCAAGAUACUCGCCGUCUUCUUCGCCGACGCCUACGGUCAACACACCAUCUAUGGCAGCAAUUCCGACGCCAUUUUUGCCUCUGGAACACAAGUGGCCCAGUUCGACCCCAUGAUCCUCGUGCCAGCCAUGGCCGCAGUCACAAAGUCCGUCUCCUUUGGCAUCACCGGAAGCACAAGCUACCUCAACCCUUAUAUAUUGGCGAGGACGUACAGUGGCAUGGAUCACUUGUCCAACGGUCGCGUUGCCUGGAACGUGGUUACAAGCUGGUCCAAGAGCGCAGCCCGGGCUUUGGGACAGCAAGAUGUCGUUCCCCAUGACGAACGAUAUGCUGUAGCUCACGAAUACAUGGAUGUCUGUUACAAGCUUUGGGAAAGCUGCUGGGCCAAUGACGCGCAAGUGUGGGACGCAGAACGCCGUGUCGCCUAUGACCCGGCCAAGAUUCGCACGAUUCACCACAAGGGCAAAUACUUUGACAUUGAAGGGGCUCAUCAAACCCACCCAUCUCCCCAGCGAACGCCAUUGAUUUUCCAGGCCGGUUCAUCCAAGGCCGGGCAAGGUUUUGCCUCGAAGCAUGCCGAGGCCAUCUUCAUUGGCGGAUUGAUCCCCAAGCACACGACUGAGGCUGUGAGGCAAAUUCGUCUCUCGGCGAAAGAGAUUGGCCGGGAUCCCAACUCCAUCAAGAUCUUUGCCUCCAUGAACCCAAUCCUAGGUCGCACGCUCGAGGAAGCGGAAGCCAAGUACCAGAGAGCACUCCAGAACGCCGACAUUGUCGGUGCAUUGGCCCAGUUUGGUGGCUUCACCGGACUGGAUCUGUCCAAGUACCCGCUCGACGAGCCCUUUCAGCUUACUGGAAAGCCUGACGAGAACACGGUUCAGUCUCUGAUACGGGAUUUUCAGGGCGGUGCCGGAGACGAUGGCUCCGAGGUCUGGACGCCCCGUCGCCUCGGAGAAUGCAUGUGCUUUGGCGGCUUGCACCCAGCCCCCGUUGGUACGGCGGCCAUGAUUGCCGACAAGAUGCAAGAAUGGGUGGAUAUUGCGGAUGUGGACGGUUUCAACCUUUCUUACACGAGCAACCCCAGCAGCUUUGAGGAUAUUGUCGAACUACUAGUCCCUGAACUACAACGGCGCGGCAUGUACUGGGACGACUAUGCUGUUCCAGGUGGUACUCUUCGUGAGAACAUGAAUGGGGUGCCGGGAAUGAGCAGGCUCCGGGAUGACCAUUAUGGCAGCAAAUUCAAAUACGACAGGUAUGAGGCAGAAGUAGAGAUUUCUGCCAAACCGUAA